AUUAUUAUGGAUAUUGGCGAACAAGAUCCUUUCAGAUCCUUUGCAGGAACAUAAAAGUUACCGGUUCUUGAGAGACCCUUCAUCAAGUUCGAGCUGAGAGAGGAUCCCGCGUGCGUCUCUCCUUGGAACCCAUUUUUUCAAAUCUUCUGCGGGAUUGUUUUGAAAAUUCUAUAAAUACAGGAGCUGGUGAACUUGCCCUGACACUUUGGUUCGGAGAUUUCCUUCUGUUGGUUCUUCGUCAUCUAGUCCCCGGUGAACGUCUGUCAUCAUGAAGACUUUGGUUGUAGUGACAGCCCUACUCUGCUGUGUAGCCGCACAGUACCAACACUCCUUCCAUGUUGAAUCGGUUGGAGGACCAUCCUACGAGGUCAGCAACUCCAAGACAGGCUUCCAGAUUCAGAGCAGUGGCGCUUCUUCCCAGUUUGCCUCCAGUGGCGCUGCUUCAAGGUCAUCAUCAAGCUUCUCCUCAUCAGCUGAUGCUGCCGCCAAAUCAGCUAUUGCAUCCCAGCAUGCAUCAGCAGCCUUUGCACCAGCUGUCUACCCAUCAUCAAGCUACUCAUCCUCAGCUGGUGUAUCCCAGUAUGCAUCAGCUGAUGCAGCCUACAAAUCAGCUGGUGUGUCUCAGUAUGCAUCAGUGGCACCUGUAGCUCUUGCACCAGCUGUUUUCCCUGCACCUGCUCCAGUUGUGUAUUCAAACUACCAAUCAUUUGCACCCCAGAAAUCCUCAGCAUCUUUCAGGAGUGGAUCAGCUUCAAGCUUCGGAGCUAGUUCAGGAUCAGCUGUUUCAGAUUCUGUCCCAGUAAUUGUACCUCAAGCUCCAGUAGUUGUACCACAUCCUGCACCUGUUGCUUAUGCUGUGCCCGCAUUUGCUGCCCAAUCUGAUGCCUACCAAAACUCAGGAGUCAACUCUGCAUCCUAUGGUAGCUCUCAAGCGUCCCAAUCAUUUGGUAGCUCCCAGGCAGCUCAGGCAGCUACCCGCUCUGGUUACAGCACAUUCAACACCAAACCAGUGUCCUCAACCCAGUACAUCAGUGGUUACUCUGCUCCAUCCGUCUCACAGUCCUUCAAAUCAGCUGUCUCCAAAUCAGGCUCAAACUCUGGUGGCAGCAGCACAUCUUACAGCUCUGGUAUCCAAGCUUUUGGUGCCAAGAAUUCAGCAGCUAUCAAGUCAUCUGGCUUCAAUGCUCAGUCUGUGGCUGCCCAGAAGGUUCAAUCAGAUUCUGCAGCCUACAAUGGUGCUUCCUCAUCUAAUGCUGGUGCGAACCACUUUGGUGCUCACUUUGUCCAACCCGCUCAGUUCGUUGCAGUCCAACAACCAUUUGUGGUUCAGUCUGAUGCUGCAGCCUACAAUGCAGCAAACAGUGGGUCAGUAGCCUACAAUGCAGCGAACAGUGGCUCUGCCUAUGUUGCUGGUUCAGAUGCCUACGGAUACAGUGCCCAACCAGUUCAAGUAGCUGUCCAAAAGUCAGCAAUCAACUAUGGAGUCGUCCCAGCUAGUGUCCAUGUUGCAAGGGGUGGAUCAGUGUUUGGAGCUGCUGGUGGAUACAGAGGUGAUGUGAAAUACGCAGGACAAGCUAAGGCUUUUGGAGCACAAGCUCAACAAUCCCAUGCCGCGUCUGCUGCCAGUCAAUCUUCUUCUGCUGCUUUUGACACAAAACAAGUUGCGGCUCAACAAAAUGCUGCGCAAACUUCUGCUUUUGUUGCCCACUCACAAUCAGCUGUCCCCACUUUCAGGGCACAAUAUGGUUUUGGAGGUGCAGUGUCAAAUUUCGGGAGCAUUGCAUCCAAAUACGAUGCUAAGAGCGCUUAUGGUCUCAAAGAUGGAUUCUCCGCUAAGAAAGCAGCCACUUUUGUCCAGCCUGCCCAAUUUGGUGCUAAAAUUCACCAAGGUGUAGGUUCCCAGUCAGGAGUAGUCAGCACUGAUUCUGCACAUGUUGUUGAAGCCCAGUCCGAUGUUGCAUCUGCAUCUGGCUAUGGAGUGCAUUCUGGAUCAGCUGCUGGUGCAUCCAAGAAUGCAUUCGGUUAUGGAGUGCACUCUGCAUAUGGUGCCGGUGCAUCCAAGGAUGCAUCUGCCUUUGGUUAUGGAGCAUAUGGUAGCAGAGGACACAAUGCUGGUGCAUUCUAUGCGAGUCAAACUGCAUCUGGUGCAUCCCGUCAGGCUUACCCCAUUGCAGCCAAUGCAGCCUUCAAUGCAGCUGCAGUGCAGUCGUACAUCUUGAGACAGAACCAGGACCAGUCUGAUGACGGAUUUGCUUACUCUUACGAUACGGAAAACGGAAUCUCGGUGCAAAGCGACGGUCAGGUGCGUAACGCGGGAACAGACGCGGCUUCCCUCGCUGUGACAGGCUCCUAUUCCUACACAGGUGACGACGGAAAGGUCUACACCAUCCAGUAUGUCGCGGACGAACGCGGAUUCGUGCCAGUCGGCGAACACAUCAGUCAGCUGUCCUCUGAGAUCGCCAGGUCCAUCGAGUACAACUUUGCUCACCCUGAGGAAUGGAAUGUGCAGCAAUGAAGAAUUAAGGAAUCUGUGAUUUUGGAAUAACGACCUUGAUAAUAUAGUAUGGACUUUGGAAUGUACAGGGAUUUACGGAUUUUGUGAUUCUUAAAUAGAUUAUAACAAGGACUUCUUAUUGAUUUGAGAACUUGAUGAUUUGAUUGUAUAGGGAUUUACGAAUUCUGUGAUUCUUCAAUAUAUGCUAACAAGGACUUCUAAUCAAUUUAAGUAGAGCUCAAAAGCUUGGAUGAUUGAUGAGUUGGAGAUUUGAAAACUUGAAAACUUGAGGAUUUGAGAGCUUGGGAGCUUGAGAUUUCGAAAUUUCAGAGCUUGAGAAUUCAAUCUUGAGGACUUGAAUAUGUACCCAUAGAAGAAACUAAAAUAGUGAUCGAAUAAAAACGCAAAUAUGUUGUCCAACUCUACACAGUUUUAUUCGGUACACGACCAUGCACCGAAUAAAGCUGUGUAGAAUUUGACAACAUUUUUGUGUUUUCAUUCAAUUAUGGAACGAUUCUACAAUAUUGACAAUGACUCAGUCGAAUUUUUGAUAGUGAUAUUCGAAUAACGAUCUUGAAACAAUAAUCUUAAUGAAAAUAUUUGUAAUUUGAUUUGAAUAAUGAUAAGAGAAUCUGAUCUGAUAAGAGAGUAUGACCAUGUAAUGAACUCAAAUCUCUCUGUUAGUGUAUUUUUCUAGUUUAUUCAAUUAUUUCCAAGUUUUUGAUUCCUGUUUCUCUCAAGCUCUGUAUUUCAACUGUUUUAAAGACUCUCUCUACUAUACAUUCUUGUAAAUAUGCCAAUGCUCUUAUUAGUUAGACUUCCUUGUUGUCCAGAUGCCUUCAAUAUGUUAUGUACGUUUCAACCAUUUUUAUAUCAAAAUGACAGUCUUAUAGGAGGAAAAUUAUACAAUACACUUUUCUUCUCUGACUCAACCUGCUUUGGAACUUCUAUAUCAUUUUCUAAGAUUUGAAUUUGAACUUUCACUGAAUCAACCUUCAUUUGAAUUCUUCUAAUGUUCUAUAUCUUAAAAUUAACGUCACUCUUGAGGCCUGUAUUACAAAAAAAAAAAAAAUAUUCCGAGUAGAACCUUCAAAAUAAUUAUUGUUUUUCUAUAUUUUUCAUGUUUCUUCAACAGUAGGAUAUUCUAUUUAUUUGUAUCACUCUUAUUGUUUUCGAUAUCUCACAUAUUCAACUUGAUAAUCUCAUGUGAUAAAAAAAAAUAUUUCUUACAAUAAAAUUGUAAUAUUUAUGAA
Nilaparvata lugens (brown planthopper) is the source of this 3747-nucleotide messenger RNA. Its product is annotated as fibroin heavy chain-like. Gene Ontology annotation, molecular function: structural constituent of chitin-based larval cuticle. Gene Ontology annotation, cellular component: chitin-based extracellular matrix. The record is from RefSeq and is a predicted model, not a curated record. The transcript is spliced from 3 exons. NCBI's taxonomy places the organism in Eukaryota, Metazoa, Arthropoda, Insecta, Hemiptera, Delphacidae. The coding region runs from base 269 to 2515 and encodes 748 amino acids.